GCAACCAUAAACAGAGGACUUCACCCACGAGUCUCAGGCAAGCUUGCUAUGAACAUCGGUUGCUAACUUGCUACCCGCGCGGGAGCCUAGCAAUAACCAUGAGCAAUAUAGGCAUAGCAUAAUUAGCAUUUUACCAUUUGUAAAGGUAGCUACGCAGGGCUGUCUUUUGACAUCAAUUUUUCAACCGGAAGAUAGUGCUAGCAUUGCAUUUUAGCUGGGUAGCUAGGCAGGGUAGCUAUUACAUUCCAUCGUUUUACACAGCCACUGACCUCUACAACAACAACACCCAGACGUGCUGAGUAUCUUUUGGUAGUGGGGCUUUUCCUGGCCCGCCUCUCCAGUUGUCCCCGCGUGACUGCCCGGUGACGGUUCCCGAAUAUGAGACACAAUGAGUCAAAGAGAUACUCUAGUUCAUCUGUUUGCAGGAGGAUGUGGGGGCACAGUAGGAGCCAUACUGACUUGCCCACUGGAAGUAGUGAAAACACGUCUGCAGUCAUCAUCUAUCGGUUUCUAUGUUUCUGAAGUUCAACUGAGUACUGUCAAUGGAGCCAGUGUGGCUCGGAUGUCUCGACCAGGUCUCCUGCACUGCCUCAAAUUAAUAUUAGAAAAAGAAGGACCCCGCUCACUCUUCAGAGGCUUGGGACCAAAUUUGGUGGGUGUGGCACCUUCCAGAGCAAUCUACUUUGGUGCUUAUUCCACAGCCAAAGAGAAAUUGAACAAUGUACUGGAACCAGACUCCACACUUGUUCACAUGGUCUCGGCUGGAAUGGCAGGUUUUACAGCAAUUACAGCAACCAAUCCAGUAUGGCUUAUAAAGACUCGUCUACAACUGGAUGCCAGAAACCGAGGGGAGCGCAGGAUUAGUGCACUUGAAUGCGUGCGGAGAGUGUAUCAGUCAGAUGGCCUUCGAGGUUUCUACAGGGGCAUGUCAGCAUCUUAUGCCGGCAUCUCAGAGACUGUGAUCCACUUUGUGAUCUACGAAAGCAUCAAACGGCGUAUCAUGGAGGCCAAAGCCCCCCAGAACAUGGACGAACAAGAGGAGGUAUCCAAGGAUGCCCUAGACUUUGUUGGGAUGAUGCUUGCUGCCGCCACUUCCAAGACAUGUGCCACAUCCAUUGCUUAUCCUCAUGAAGUGAUACGCACACGGCUACGUGAGGAAGGAACCAAGUAUCGUUCCUUCUUCCAGACUUUAACAAAAGUUCCCAAAGAAGAGGGCUUUCGCGCUCUCUACCGUGGCCUCACCACCCAUUUGGUACGACAGAUCCCCAACACUGUUAUCAUGAUGUACACCUACGAGAUGGUGGUCUACAUCCUAAAUGGUUAAUGUCUUCGCCUCCUUUACUCUGACUCAUUCUCGUAAUCUAGCCCUUUUUCAGGGUUAGAUAAAAAAAAAAAAAAAACGCUGACAAGUUAUAACAAAAGCUCACCAUUUGAGAAAUGCAGCAUCUCAACUGUAACAGAGUAUUACGGUAAUUUUAAAUGCCAUGUUUUUAUUUAUCAUCAAAGGCACAGGAAAGACUGAGUGAUAACCCACUCUGAUUUAGGUUGGAGCAGGACAAAUAAGCCUUCCCUCAUUUAUUGCUGUUGAUACUACUCCCAAAAUACUACUGUAUUUCUGAAAAUUGUAGAUGCACUUAACUAACACACACUUGCAUUUUAAAUCUGGAACUUCAAUUCGUUAUACGUGCUGUCAAAUUCAAAGUGAUGCAAAGUGAAAAUGACUGAUGCUAGUGGAAUUCAAAAUGAAAUUGUAGAUGGUGAGAAAUGUGCCUCUUGUAAAAACAAGAUGUUGAUUUGAAAUGCGUGUCAUAUGCUUGUAGGGGAAUGUGAAUCUGUUUGACAGAAUUGGUCACAAUGUCAAAUAAUGUAGUUGCACACAUUGUGGGGAUUAUGGUAUUUGAUGAAACUCAUCGUGAAUCUACAGUAGUUGACCAAAGGUUUACAACUAUCCAACACCUUUGCCUUUCAUGCAUUUAGACUUCUCGCACCCCUACACGAAACGACCAAGUGUCAAGGUUUUUUAAUUCUUGAGGUUAAGAUCACAGUAAUGAGAAUAUUUGUGAAUAGUGUGUUUGAAUUUCCAAGCAAAACCACAUUACUGGCCUACUUUAUAACUACUGAAAUGUACAUAUGAAGGUUUAAGGAAGUAAAACACUCACCCAGUUUUGUUAAUAGAGUAAUUAGAUUAACAAAUUAUAAUAUUGAUAUAUUAAUUUGUGUAAACACGAAUUCUAUUUGUGUGACUGGUAAGGCAAAUGCAAACCAUCCAUGCAUCUUUAUUGGAGCAAGCAUUUUACCUCCAGUUGUGAAUACUGUAAACAUUUUCCCUAUCUGUUUCCAUAGCAUCGCUUAAUUUUUUUGAGCUGAUCUUGAAAAUCCAGGGUCAUUGUUCAGGACAAUCCUUUCAGUCAUCAUCUGGAUUUCGAGGGUUAAGUUUGUGUUGAUUAAUUUGAAAGUAAUGUUACUGUGUUUGUAGGCCUAAAAAUGCAUACACAGCAUCAUUUUGGAGCAACGGUUUAUUCAUUUCAUUUAAUAAGUAAAAGGCCAGAUUAUACCGGACGCGUCUACGGUACAAUUCCGCCAAGCUCCGUGUUGACUGCGUGCCCUGCAGUAUGUCAAAAAUAGGACAAAACAUACCAACUGCGCACAACUGCAGUCCUGCAGCUCUGUCCCGUCGCAAGCGCUCGCGAUAAUAUGGCAUUAAAAACGACAAACACACAGAGUCUGUACUCAACAGAGAAGCAGAGAGAGGUGGACUUGAUUUGACUGAACAUUUUUUCCCCGAAUUUUUUUGCGUUUACAAUGGGUUUGUGACACCCCGACCACAUCAACAAGCCGUUCUCUACUAUUUACUGUUUUAAAUUACAUAACUUGCAUAACUCACUGUCCAUCCUCAUAGGUUCUGCUAUGGUGUUCCAUGUAGAUUCCUUUAUAAACUUUGCGACUUUCCACCUCCAUAAUGAAUCGUUCAUCAUCCAUGUUGGCUGGUGUUUAAACCGUGAAUAAGCACCUGGCUUCUUGACUGUAGGCCUCGCUCCGCCCAAUUUGACGGAUGCGUCACCGACAAAAAUAGAAAAUAGCCCAAACUAUCCGGAGGGCUCUGGCACGUCGGAGAUGGUCUCUAGUCAAUCCGUCGCGCUGACACGGCCGGUACAUUUUGAACAAUAGGAUAGAAUGAAAAUUGAUUGGCUCCGACGCUAUAUCUUGCUGGAUCCGGAUCACAGACGCGUCUGGUAUAUUUUGGCCUUAAUGUUUGUUGGCACCUAGGCGUGGGAACCGAAAACUUUUUGAAGGGCUAUAGAGAAUAAGAUAAGAUUAGCCUUGUUGUAAGCAUCCCGACAGAGACUUAACACCAACACAUGAUUCGAGUACCAGUAAAUUGGGGUACCAUGCUCAUUUUGCUCGACUGAAUUGGAUUUAAGGUUGGUCAGUCAGACCAAAUGAUGUAAUGUAGGUAGGCUGAUUUUAAUUUUACCUAAAUCUUAAAAAAAAGUUGGCUCCACCAUUCAAAUACAGAAGCUGUUGAAGGUGUCAGAAAAUCACAAUUUGAAAAUAUCUGUAUUGCUCAGUGCCAUGACUAGAAUGGCCUCUUACGUUUAGUGAAAUUAAUGUGAACUGCAAAUAUAUCAGUACGGAAUGCAUCCUUUUCAGCUAUAAUAUACAGCAUGUAUGCCUGCUGUUCAUCCAGUAUCCUCUUCAUCCAAUGGUUAUUGUUUUGUACCCAUGUUUGCAUUGUGUGUGUGUGUGUAUGUGUAUGUGAGCGUGUGCUGGCCUAAAUGAAAAUCUUAUGUCAUUCUGUCAUGUUUUCAACGUAAAAGACUAGGAAUUCUGAAUGCACUAUGUUAAGGAACUGCAGGUCUAUCUUUUUAAAUAAAUUGUUGCCUUUUCCUGCU
This is a messenger RNA of Corythoichthys intestinalis (scribbled pipefish), 3893 nucleotides long. RefSeq names its product solute carrier family 25 member 36-A. Lineage: Eukaryota; Metazoa; Chordata; Actinopteri; Syngnathiformes; Syngnathidae. The transcript is spliced from 7 exons. Gene Ontology annotation, biological process: pyrimidine nucleotide import into mitochondrion. Bases 389 to 1324 code for a protein of 311 amino acids. Gene Ontology annotation, cellular component: mitochondrion. The record is from RefSeq and is a predicted model, not a curated record. Gene Ontology annotation, molecular function: pyrimidine nucleotide transmembrane transporter activity.